GCUCGUGUUCAGUGGUCUGCCCGUGCGGCUGCCGUUAGAAUCGGUAAAGUGACUAUUUCUCACGAAUAAAGUUACACAAUUCUGGUUUUAUGAGGAUUUUAAAAUCCCGAUGUUCACCCGGAAAACCCGGUGCGGAUUAUAAACUCUUAAACAUACACACACACUGCUCUUUUUUAGCCACCGGCGGCUGCUCGGUGUGGGAGGAGCCAGCGGCGUGUUUCCGCUAACACCAGGCCGACGGAGGCAACACGGUAAUCUAUGCCGUCGUACUGAGAAUUACAGGAUAUUGACGGAACAAUUAGCAGUUACUGCGGGACAGUGUUCGAGUACAGAUUGUUUAACCGCCGGGGAGCUGCGGUUGUACAUUUCUGGAGAAGGAGAAGAAGGAGAAGAAGAAGAAGAAGAAGGAGUGGCAGCUGGACUGUCAGCAAUGGAAGCCGAGUUUCGGGAAAUCGAUGAAAACGGGAGUUGGACCGCCAUCUACCAGGAGAUUCGCCAGCAGUCAUGUGAACUCCCGUGCAAAGUUGCUAAAUUGCCUGAAAACAAGAACCGGAACCGCUACAGAGACGUUAGCCCGUUUGACCACAGCAGAAUAUGUCUGCAGCUGGGAACGAAUGACUACAUUAAUGCCAGCCUAAUAACGGUAGAAGAGGCACAGAGGAAGUAUAUCCUCACUCAGGGACCCCUUCCAAAUACAUGUGGCAACUUCUGGGAGAUGGUGUGGGAGCAGAGGACCCGCGGUGUCGUGAUGCUGAACAGAGUCAUAGAGAAAGGAUCUGUCAAAUGUGCCCAAUAUUGGCCACACAGAGAGGAGAGAGAUGCUGUCUUUGAAGAUGCCAAUUUCAAGCUCAGCCUCAUGUCAGAAGAGAUCAAGUCGUACUACACAGUCCGUGAGCUGGAGCUGGAAAAUCUGUCGACUAAUGAGACUCGUGAGGUUUUACAUUUUCACUACACCACCUGGCCUGACUUUGGGGUACCAGAGUCUCCGGCCUCCUUCCUUAACUUCCUGUUCAAGGUGCAGAAGUCUGGUUGCCUGAAUUCCGACCAGGGACCAGUGGUGGUGCACUGCAGCGCCGGCAUCGGACGCUCUGGGACCUUUUGUCUCGUGGACACGUGCCUGUUAUUGAUGUCCAGCCGUAAGGACCCGUCUUCAGUGUGUAUUCGUGACGUGCUGCUGGAGAUGCGACGCUAUCGCAUGGGCUUGAUUCAGACAGCAGAUCAACUUCGAUUCUCCUACCUAGCCGUCAUUGAAGGUGCCAAGUAUAUCAAGGGAGACACAUCUCUGCAGGAGUCCUUGAAAGAGCGCUCAAACGAGGAAGAGGAUCCUCCAGAGUUCACCCCCCCGCCUCCUCUUCCUCCUCCUAGAGACCCUCAAAACGGCAAAGUUGAGCCGUCCUUCUUUCCCGAAAAUGAUGAGAUUAUCAAACAGACGGAGAUCCGCAGUCUCGGGUCCUCACAAGAGCCGGAGCUGCGAAAGAGGAACAUUGCUGCACCCGAGCCUCCUCCUGACGGUGCUGAUCAGCUCCAUGGCCACAUCGGAAUGGAAGAUCACGACUCCAAAGCUCCAAUGAAAUCCCAGCAGCAGGAGACGGAGGAGCAGGAGUUGGCAGUGGAGCCGCCAAAGGAACGCUCUCCGGUGCCGGAGACGUGGUCCCCUCUACUAACCAACGUGUGCCUGUGCACAGCCCUGGCUCUCGGUGCUUACGUCUGUUAUCGAGCCUGUUUCCACUGAUGUCUGUCCCUCCUCCUCCUCCUCUCCGUUGCUCUCUGUCUCUCCACUGAUGUCGCAAAGUGGACUAGGCUGCCCAAUCGGCCUGCUUUGACUUUGGCUUUACUCUACGAGUGAGUGGAUUAUUUGGACUUCAGCAGAUUCAGGUUCACUCGUUUAUUUGACAGAAGCAGUGUGAAGGGGGGUUGCCUUGUUGGGAAUAACCCCACCCAAACGUUCUUUCAAUACGUCAUCAUGAAUGCUCAGGGCCUUAGUUUUUCAGGGGUCACAUCCCAAAUACGUGUGCCGACUUAAACACAGACGAUACGUGUAUGUUGAGGAAAAAGGGUUUGUUUUCACUGAACCAGGAUGAAUGGCCUGUGAGCACCAUUUUUACUCGUGUCUCCUCUCUUAUUUACCAAAUGACACUUGUAUGUGUUCUUCCAUUUUAACCCUUACUAUGGUGUCCGUUAGGAUUUCAAAUUAAUUUUUUUUCUCCACCGUUUCUUUGUUUUGCGUACCCACAUGAUCAGAAAUCAUAGAGCCAGAUUUUUGAGCAGAAACCUUUUUGUUGUGGUUCAAUAUUGAACCCGACAGUAAGAGGGAAGAUAAGAGAUGCAUGCCGGGGUGGGCAUUGAAUUAUCUGUCCUCACUGGUGGCCUGUGUAGGUUUUUCAGGAGGCCCGCUGAUUGAGUACAUAAGAGUAUGUGUGUAUGGACAUUUGCACGAGUGGUAGUUAGUGGCGCUUUCUACUGAUGCUUUUUUUCUCCAACAUUUUUCAGUAUGUCAAAUGUGAGAUGGAGACUGAGUUGCCUCCUGGUAAUUGAUUCCCUCUGCGUUUUCGCUCCCUGGUGGCUCAACAGUGACACAGAAAAGUCUUUUUCAAAAGAAAAUGGUGCAGGCACAGGGUGGUUUGUCUCUUUCUCCAUCUGCUUGGCAUUCACAAAUUGACAGUGGGGAAAAAUCUUGCCAGUAGAAUGUGUAACAUAACUUGAAUGACACUGUUUUUUCGACACCUUUUUACGUGUGUUAAGUUACACACAAGAAUGCCAGCUUAUUGAGACACAAAGUAGCUAACACCCAACUCCUUUCGCCAGCAAUAACAAAUACCUAAUGAUGUGUCACCCUUUACUUUGUCAAACUCUUGAGUUUGAAUGGGGAACCAGGAUCUUUUGAACAAACCAAAAAUCAAACACCAGCACAGGGAUGAAAACAAUACACUGUAGCAAUGAACCGUUGUAUCAUGGCGUGGCCCUGAGCUGGCAAUAUUGUUUUGUAGGAUUACAUUUUAUUUUUAUUUUUUUUAGCAUGCCGCAUUUGUGAAUCAACAGGUUUGUCCUAAAAAGAGAUUAGCUAAGCUGCUAGCAUUCAGUUUACCUUUGUGACUCGACAAAGUUCAGUACACGAGCCCGACCGCUGUACUUUUCUUUAGAAUGUAUAAACGUCCUCAACAAGGACACACCCUUAUUAGAUAUAUAUAUUUUUUUUCAAAUCAGGUUUCAAUGUUCUGAGUUAUAUUUUGUUCUGCUUAAGCAAGGGUUUAACUCUCAGCACCCGUGCAGCCAUCGCACCAGGUUUUCCUGUUUUUCUACUUAUGCUGAGCUCAAAAA
Anarrhichthys ocellatus (wolf-eel) is the source of this 3318-nucleotide messenger RNA. RefSeq names its product protein tyrosine phosphatase non-receptor type 1 (gene ptpn1). Gene Ontology annotation, molecular function: non-membrane spanning protein tyrosine phosphatase activity; protein kinase binding. Bases 431 to 1732 code for a protein of 433 amino acids. Gene Ontology annotation, cellular component: endoplasmic reticulum; early endosome; cytoplasm. The transcript is spliced from 9 exons. The record is from RefSeq and is a predicted model, not a curated record. Gene Ontology annotation, biological process: negative regulation of ERK1 and ERK2 cascade; peptidyl-tyrosine dephosphorylation; negative regulation of PERK-mediated unfolded protein response. Lineage: Eukaryota; Metazoa; Chordata; Actinopteri; Perciformes; Anarhichadidae.